Phragmites australis (common reed) is the source of this 921-nucleotide messenger RNA. RefSeq lists its product as uncharacterized. The transcript has 2 exons. The record is from RefSeq and is a predicted model, not a curated record. NCBI's taxonomy places the organism in Eukaryota, Viridiplantae, Streptophyta, Magnoliopsida, Poales, Poaceae. The coding region runs from base 100 to 540 and encodes 146 amino acids.
CUCCGCUCUCGCCCUCUGCGUCCGCUCCGCCCGUCUCGGCCCGUGCCUCCAUCCGGCCUCUCUCCACUCGUCUCGACCCCGCGCGCUCCCACACUCUCCAUGGCGGGCGGCUCGCUCGCGCUAGGUCAAGCUGGUGCCUCGCCCAACCGCCGCAAGCGCAAGGCCCCGGCCCCCUCCGCCGCCUUAGAGGCUGAGGCGGAGGCUGAGGAGGAGGUAGAGGAGCUGGAGAAGGAGUUGGCGGAUCUGGACCGCCGCAUCCUCGAGCACCGCCGCGGCACCGCUACCCGCCUCCUCGACGCCGCCGCCUCCCACCUCGCCGCGCUUCGCCCGCCCGCCCGCCUGGAAGUUCCAACGGAAACAUCAAUUGCUGAGGAUGACCAAGAGAAGCUUGAAAAACUGAAGAUCCUCAAAUCCAAGAUCGAGGCUAAUAUUACUGCUUUGCCAAAGGUACUUGAGGGUGUGAAUGAAUCCGUUGCGCGGUGUGAGAAGUUGGAGAAUUUGAAUUUGAAUAUACAUCCUGCUUUCCAAAGAAAACGGUAGAGUCUGACAUAUUAUGCAUGCGACUGUGUGUGGUCACUCCUUAAUCAGCUUGCCAUUUGUACCGUUGAAUACUGUCUUGUCAGUAUUUAGCUGAGAUUGAUUACUGACAAGAUAUCCAUAAUUAGAUGUUGGAUGUAAUAUGUUUUCUAGGUGUAUUUAGCCAGAAAGCACUGCGUUGUUGGAUGUGAGUUCUGUAGUUUUGGCACUGACCAUUGUGUCGCGUGAAAUAUCAUAGCAGUGCCAUUCACAGGAAGCUACUUGCAAGUUGCAACUGGAGCAGAAAGAUCGAUUCAGUAAGAGACUCGUUGCGUUUUCUGCAUUAAGAUUGAAUUGCUGGUAGAUGACAGGAAAAGUACAAUUAUAUUGGUCUCGUUUGUGUAU